Molecule: messenger RNA, 582 nt
Organism: Cylicostephanus goldi
Lineage: Eukaryota; Metazoa; Nematoda; Chromadorea; Rhabditida; Strongylidae
Source: the annotation of a GenBank genome assembly
AUGAAUCGCAUUUUUCAUACUAUUUUUCAGAUUUUUCCAGAGGAACAUCCCGUCCUACUUACGGAAGCUCCGCUGAACCCGAUGAAGCACAAGGAGAAGGCAGCUGAAAUAUUCUUCGAGUCGUUCAAUGUUCCUGCUCUUCACAUACAGAUGCAGGCUGUUCUGUCGCUUUAUUCUUCAGGUCGCACUACGGGAGUAGUUCUUGAUUCUGGCGAUGGGGUUACUCACGUAGUUCCUAUCUAUGAAGGUUUUGCUGUAGACCAUGCUAUUGGAAGAAUGGAUGUAGCAGGAAGAGACGUCACUCGAUGGUUGCGAUUGCUUCUGCGCAAGGAAGGCACUGAUCUCCACAGAACUAGCGAGUUUGAGAUUGUCCGUGAAAUAAAAGAAAAAGCUUGUUACUUGGCCACGAACGUGGUGAAGGAGGAAGCAAGUGAGAAUGACAAGCUUAUAUAUCCUCUGCCUGAUGGCUCGCGUCUAGAAAUUGGUGCAAGCCGAUUUCGAGCUCCAGAGGUUUUGUUCCGACCCGAACUGAUUGGGGAAGAAUGGCCUGGUAUAGCGCAACUCGUCAAUGAUUCUAUACGG